Messenger RNA from Quercus robur (English oak), 2144 nucleotides. Its product is annotated as alpha-1,6-mannosyl-glycoprotein 2-beta-N-acetylglucosaminyltransferase. Gene Ontology annotation, cellular component: Golgi membrane; Golgi stack. Gene Ontology annotation, molecular function: alpha-1,6-mannosylglycoprotein 2-beta-N-acetylglucosaminyltransferase activity. Gene Ontology annotation, biological process: protein N-linked glycosylation; oligosaccharide biosynthetic process. NCBI's taxonomy places the organism in Eukaryota, Viridiplantae, Streptophyta, Magnoliopsida, Fagales, Fagaceae. The transcript has a single exon. The record is from RefSeq and is a predicted model, not a curated record. The coding region runs from base 669 to 1961 and encodes 430 amino acids.
CGAGUCUGAACUCAAAACUAGUUUGCAAUUAAAGCAUAUUCUUUGCUUUUUUUGUAAAUUUCUCGGUUUAACCUAUAAAAUCCCUUGGAAGUUUGCGACCCUUUAUCUAAACCCCAACUACCUAACUUGAGAGAAAUUGUCAACUUUCAAACCCAAAAGUCACCCUUUGGAAAUUUCCUUCAACUCUACUCAAUUGUUCUGUUCUGGUUUUUCAAGUCUACCAACUGUUCGAUCAAGGUCCUUGAUCUCAAUGAUAUUUCCUUUUUGAAGCAACCAAAUGCUUUGUUGGGUCACUGAGGUUUUGCUCUAUUUCACUGACCCGAAAGGAGAAACUUGAUUUGUGGUAACUGAUUGAAUCGCAGCAACAAGGGAGCAGUGGUUUCUGUUCAUGGGUAUCAGUUAAAACAAGGUCUGGAUUGCUUCAGUUUCAUUUUGGAGGCUGUAAUUGAGGUUUUUGAUACUUACCCUUAAUUUUAUUCAAUCUGUUCUCAAAUGGGUCGGUGUUGUUUUUGAUCUUUGACUCUUGUUUAGAAUCAAAUUUUGGUAAUUUUGUUCAUCGUAGAAUAUUUGGUGGGUUUUGUUUGUCUGAGCUUUAAGCGAUGGAUGCUGUUAUUGUACAAUCUAUUAAACCUGUUUGACACUGUGUAUGUUCUUAGUGACUUAGUUUUAUGGCUACUAUCAACAAACCCCAACUCAAAGCUGCGGCCUUUCGCCGUUUCUUAUCCGUAGUUCUUCUCACGCUGUUAGGGGUUUUGCUACUGAUAUUUCUCCUUGGAACAAAUUUAACUUCAAAUUUUGUGUCACCGCCUUUAGAUGAUAUAGAUGAAGUUAGUUAUACUAAUUCACAUUUGAGGGAAAAACUUGGUUUUCCUGAGCAGAGUAAAUUGUCUAUUAAAUUGGAGAAGCGAAACCAAUUGCCCCCAAGAAACAUAGAUCUGUAUCCAAAUCUAGCCAAAGAUCAUAUAACUAUUGUUCUAUAUGUACAUAACCGGCCCCAAUAUCUCCGGGUUGUUGUGGAGAGCCUUUCACAGGUUGUGGGAAUAAGUGAAACUUUACUGAUAGUUAGCCAUGAUGGGUACUUUGAAGAGAUGAACAAGAUUGUCGAAGGCAUCAAAUUUUGCCAGGUGAAACAGAUAUUUGCUCCUUACUCACCUCAUCUCUUUCCCAAUAGCUUUCCAGGGGUCUCACCUAAUGACUGUAAGGAUAAGGAAGAUGCAGCAAAGCAACAUUGUGAAGGGCAUCCUGAUCAGUACGGUAACCACCGAUCACCAAAGAUUGUGUCGUUAAAGCAUCACUGGUGGUGGAUGAUGAACACGGUAUGGGAUGGAUUGAAGGAGACCCGCGGGCACUCAGGUCAUAUUCUUUUUAUAGAGGAGGACCAUUUCAUAUUCCCCAAUGCAUAUCGCAACUUACAGAUACUUACAGAAUUGAAACCUUAUAAGUGUCCUGAUUGUUAUGCUGCUAAUUUAGCACCUUGGGAUGUGAAUUCAAGAGGAGAGCAGUGGGAUAGUUUGAUUGCUGAGAGAAUGGGAAAUGUGGGUUAUUCCUUUAAUCAAACUAUUUGGAGGAAAAUCCAUAGGAAGGCAAGAGAAUUUUGUUUUUUUGAUGAAUACAACUGGGAUAUAACAAUGUGGGCAACUGUUUAUCCAUCAUUUGGUGGUUCUGUUUACUCAUUACGAGGGCCGAGAACUAGUGCAGUUCACUUUGGUAAGUGUGGUCUGCAUCAGGGCCACGUGGACAAUAAAGCUUGCAUUGACAAUGGCAUGGUUAAAGUUGAUGUGCAAGAGAUUGAUAGAAUUGCCAAUAUCAAAUCACAAUGGCAAGUGCAGGUCUCUAAUAAUCAAGCGGGCUACAAAGCUGGAUUUAAGGGUUGGGGGGGUUGGGGUGAUGAGAGGGACCACAAGUUGUGCUUGAAUUUUGCUCGCAUGUAUCAUGCCAUAGACACUGCCUCUACUUUCUGAAGAGUUGACGUUUUGGCAUUUUGAUUUUUUUUUUCCAACUGAAGUAACUGGGGAAGGCUUGAAUGUUUUUGUUGUGUAAUUUAAAGGUAGCAUAAGUAGCUGUUAUUUGUUUAGAAUAUCCCACGGACCUUCAUUUUGUUUCUUUACAAUACUGCUUCAAUCAAAUGAAUUUUUCUUUUGCUA